AUGUCAUUGAACGCCGUUUUAAACAUAAUUGUUCCUUUGGUGUAUAAAGCAAGUCUUUGCUGGGCAAAAGGCGUCGUGGCUGAUCCAGACGACGAUCUGGACGAGCUUUUGCCUAGCCCGGGCUCCCCUGAUGAUGAUACGUCUCCAAUUGGAUCCGGACCGGGAGACGAUGUCAAUCCAGUCACUGAGGAAAUCUUCUCGUCAUGGGCUCUUUUCAUCAUGCUGUUUCUUCUGAUUUCCGCGUUAUGGUCGUGCUAUUUCUUGGCACAGCGGCGAAUUAAGGCUGUCCACGAAACUGUGCUGUCGAUUUUCUACGGGAUGAUAGUAGGUCUGAUUAUCAGACUUUCUCCAGGCCACUAUAUUCAGGACGCGGUCACUUUCAACUCCUCGUAUUUCUUCAAUAUUUUGCUGCCUCCCAUCAUCUUGAACUCCGGAUAUGAGCUCAACCAGGUCAACUUUUUCAACAAUAUCGUGUCGAUCCUCACAUUUGCCAUUCCGGGCACGUUCAUUUCGGCAGUAGUCUUGGGCGCCAUCCUGUACAUCUGGACGGCUCUGGGACUGGAAAAAGUCGACAUUUCCUUUGUCGAUGCGCUUUCUGUAGGUGCAACCCUCUCGGCAACAGAUCCAGUGACAAUUCUAUCCAUCUUCAAUGCUUACAAAGUGGAUCCCAAGCUCUACACCAUCAUUUUCGGUGAAUCCCUUCUAAACGAUGCCAUUUCUAUCGUUAUGUUCGAGACCUGUCAAAAAUUCCACGGCAAACCUGCAAAACUGUCUUCUGUCUUUGAGGGUAUAGGUCUUUUUCUCAUGAACUUCACGGUGUCUUUGCUAAUUGGUGUGAUGGUCGGAGUUUUGGUCGCACUUUUGCUAAAGCACACUUUAAUUCGCCGCUACCCCCGGAUUGAAAGUUGUUUAGUAUUGCUCAUAGCUUAUGAGUCGUACUUCUUCUCCAACGGCAGCCACAUGUCAGGCAUCGUGUCCUUGUUAUUUUGCGGCAUUACACUCAAGCACUAUGCUUAUUACAAUAUGUCAAGGAGAACACAAAUCACCAUAAAGUAUAUUUUCCAGCUGCUAGCCCAGCUUUCUGAGAAUUUCAUCUUUAUCUAUCUUGGACUCUCUCUGUUCACCGAGGUAGAAUUGGUGUAUAAACCGAUGCUUAUUAUUGUCACUGCCAUCUCAAUAUGUGUGGCACGCUGGUGUGCCGUAUUCCCGCUGUCAAAUUUCGUGAAUUGGCUCUAUAGAGUUAAAGCAAAGCGAUCCAUGGGUGUCUAUGGGAACGAUGCAGCAAUUCCUGAUGAGAUUCCCUAUCAAUAUCAAAUGAUGACUUUCUGGGCUGGUCUUAGAGGUGCAGUCGGUGUCGCAUUGGCGAUGGGUCUACAAGGUGAUUUCAAAUUCACUCUCUUGGCCACGGUGUUGGUGGUAGUCGUUUUGACCGUAAUCAUAUUUGGUGGCACCACUGCAGGCAUGCUGGAGGUUUUGGGUAUCAAAAUGGGGUGCAUAGACGAAAACGAUGACUCUGAUGAUGAAUUUGAUAUAGAAAUGCCCAAGCACAUCAAUAUCGUUCCUAGCCCUAUACCGACUUACUCCGAUGAGACUCCACGAGAUGAAGCCGUUGCAACAUCUAUAAGAGGGGAACAAUUGCUAUCAUCGGAGGCAGUUCAGCCGUCAUCGAGGCUGUCCUUGGAAAGGCAACACCUCAGAGAAACUUUGAGCACAAUAUUUUCACCAGAUUCUCAAUGGUUCACAAACUUUGAUGAGCAAGUUCUCAAGCCAGUCUUUCUCGAUAAUGCUGCUGAGGGAUCUCAGUCGAGAAGGAGUGAAUCAAGUACUCCAAACUUUCUAGGUAGUAGGAGGUGA
Messenger RNA from Lachancea meyersii CBS 8951, 1854 nucleotides. The record is from the annotation of a GenBank genome assembly. Lineage: Eukaryota; Fungi; Ascomycota; Saccharomycetes; Saccharomycetales; Saccharomycetaceae.